Molecule: messenger RNA, 861 nt
Organism: Phytophthora infestans T30-4
Lineage: Eukaryota; Oomycota; Peronosporomycetes; Peronosporales; Peronosporaceae
Exons: 3
Coding region: 1-861 (286 amino acids)
Source: RefSeq, a predicted model, not a curated record
AUGGCACCGCCACCGCUUCGGCGCUGCUCCUUCUCGCUGGACGAGAAGCGCCGUGUGCUGGAGCAUCUACGAGCGAGUGGACACGUACGCGAAACCAUCGCUCACUUCUAUCCGACGCUCCCGCCCGGUAGCUACGACGCGCGGCGUCGGCUGGUGCUCGGCUGGAGACGCAAUGCUCGCGAGAUCCUGGCUGGCGCAUCGACGCGUCAAGGAGCCUCUAGAAAGCGCAUGCGUAGGCCUAGAACGCAGCGACCUUCGCCACCGAUACCUCGAGGCCUUGAAGGGGAGAUUCACGACCACGACGAGCCCUUUUUGAGCGAAAACGAGCAGGAAAUGGCGGAUUUCGACCCCAUUGAGCGAUCGUCCUUCUCUCUGGACGAGAAGCGGCGCGUGUUGGAGCACUUAGCUGCGAGCAAAAGCGUCCGUGAGACGAUCGAAAAGUUCUACCCCGAGUUGCCCCCAGAGGAGUUUAAAACGCGACGCCGAACAAUCUGGCGCUGGCGGCAAUGCCAAGAGCAGAUCGUGGCCGGCUGCGCGGACGACAAGGCCAGUGCGAGGAAGAAGAUGCGGCCUCGAGGGAUCGUCUGCCAGCGAGGAGGAGCACCCAGACACACUGUGGAGCCCCAGGACGUCGUGGAUCGGCUGUUAACGUCCACCAACAAGUCGGCUCUCCAGAAGAAAGGCGAUCGGGUGCUGAGACCGGCGCCACCCGUCGGGAUGCCGUUGCUGGCAGAGCGACAGGUUGACACGAUUGUGUUUUCUGCGCUCGGACUGCCGCCCACGACGCAGUUCCCUCUCCCUGGACCCACGAUGCGGCCCUUGCAGCAAGGAGAAGCCACAUUCGCGAUACGGCGACGAUGA